UCAAAGUUUUAUACCGAACGAUUUCUUCAGGAAAACAGCUGUUAAUUAUAUUAAUAUAUUCUUUAAGAGAGGUUCCAGGGACCGUAUCAAUUUCUUGAACUCUUUUCAAGGCUCCUGUUGUAACGAAUAGUCUUCGAGCUCGUGCAUCAUUAGGAAGUAUCUAGAUUUAAACACAAGUGUAGCUUAAAUAUAAAAUGAAAAUAACUGGGCCGUAUAAUAUAAGACUGUCGGCCAUUUCGUUGGGAAAAAAAUGUUAAGUCAAAUGUCAUUGAUAUUAUUUAUGAAUUGUUAUUUUUAUAGCAUGUUAAAGUUAAAUCAAGUUUUUUUAAAAUAAAAUGGCAGGAAGAGGCAGAGGUAAUGGGAAGUCAUUAACUCAUGAACAGUUACAAGCUCUUGGUAUCACUCGGGCAGAUAAUGCACCACAAAUUCUAGCACCACCGCCUUUAUUUCCAAAAUUAGAAGUAAAACCGCUUCCCUUAAAUUGUGACGCGGCGACGGAUUACAUGGUUAUUGUAAAGGAUCAAUUUAUUGAAUAUUUGCAUGAGUCACCUGCGUACGUUAAAGCAAAUACACGAACUGAUGGCAUAGAACGAUAUUCCGACAAGUACAAGCUUCUCGCUUUAGAUGCAAAAAAAGGUAGGGUUUUAGAUUGUGUUUGGGCUAACAUGCCGCCCGAGUUAAGGCCACACGGUGGUCGAGCUCGCACCACUACCCGGAAACGAAAAUUAGACGACCCUAUUGAAAUAGCAAAAAGAUUACAGACUUUGGAGAAGAAGGAAUCUCAGGAAGAUACAGCUAUGGAAACAAAUGAAAAUGAAGAUGAAGUAAAAAAAGAAGAUGAAGAUAAUGAAGAGCUCCUGGAUGAACAAGAACAGGAAGAAGAAAUUGAUGAUGGAACGGACUAUGCAAAUAACUAUUUUGAUAAUGGAGAAGAUUAUGAAGAUGAAGAUGACGCUCUUGAUGAUGGACCAGUAUACUAACUUAAAGUAGUUUUUUUUAAAUCUGUGAUAAUAAAGGAAAUAUAUUAAUAAUAACUUUCUAAGCAUUUUAAAUUAAAACUAUUUUAUAAUUCAAAAAAAGUGAUAGUACCUUAGCAUAUUGAGCCAACACAUAUUUUAGUACACAGGCAGGUGCUGCAUGAAGUAGUGGUUCUAAGGCUGGUCGAUGUAAGCAACAUUGUAGAGAUUGUUUGAGAGCACAUAAAGAACGUGCUUUUACCUCCCCUGAUGACUUUGGAUUUGUAUAUAACUAUAAAUAAACUUAUUAUAAAUUUGAA
This is a messenger RNA of Vanessa atalanta (red admiral), 1276 nucleotides long. RefSeq names its product DNA-directed RNA polymerase III subunit RPC7-like (gene Polr3G). Gene Ontology annotation, biological process: transcription by RNA polymerase III. Bases 336 to 980 code for a protein of 214 amino acids. The record is from RefSeq and is a predicted model, not a curated record. The transcript has a single exon. Lineage: Eukaryota; Metazoa; Arthropoda; Insecta; Lepidoptera; Nymphalidae. Gene Ontology annotation, cellular component: RNA polymerase III complex.